UAUAUAAUAAUAAACUAUACAUCGGACCACAUCAUACAUCAACUACUAAAUCACGAGUGUUAAGCGAAAAGGACAUACAAUCGUCAGGUUAUGAUAAGGAUGUUGAGAUGAAAUCAGUAAAGGAAAAUUUCGAUCGACAAUCAUCAAAACGUUUUGAGAAAUACGAAGAACGUAUGAAAGAAAAACGACAAAAACGUAAAGAAGAACGUGACAAAAAUAUACAAGAAAUUGUUAAAAAAGAUAAAAUGGAGAAACACUUAGCAGAAAAAAUAGAAAAAGGUUGUCUUAAAUGUGGGUGUGCGUUAGGAGGUGGUGUUCUACCUGUUUGGGGUCUGGUCAGCGGUUUAUGGUAUGGGACAUGGUUACAAUAUCUUUCUGAAGAGGCCCUUCCAGCGGGUAUUAAAGCAGGUUUAAAAGAGGGUUUAAAACAAAUUAAGUUAAUUACAAAAAUAUAUCGUGGUACAGAUGAGAUUCCUGUAAUUACUGUGGACCAAAUGCUUUCUUCAGGAAAAUUUACCAAUGGUGUAAAUCUUUAUGAUAUGGUUAAACAUAUAAAUAAUAGUUUGUACAAUGAAUUGGGGGAGGGUAACUUUAGUCAAUUUUGGAUACAAAUAGACGGUAUGGUUAAUUGUGAAACCAUUGAUAUGUUUAAUACAAAUAAUAGCACACACAUAGCAGCAGUUGCAAAAGCUGUUGAGGAAGGUGAAGCACUUAAAGUUGCUGAAUUUGCAGCAAAUACUAGUUUAUUAAGUAAUACUAUUAUUGUUUCCGUUGUUGCAAUAUUGCUAAUAGUUUUAGUUAUGAUAAUUAUUUAUUUAGUUUUACGUUAUCGUAGGAAAAAGAAAAUGAAGAAAAAAGCCGAAUACACAAAAUUAUUAAAUGAAUAA
Messenger RNA from Plasmodium reichenowi, 887 nucleotides. RefSeq names its product rifin. The record is from RefSeq and is a predicted model, not a curated record. The transcript has a single exon. NCBI's taxonomy places the organism in Eukaryota, Apicomplexa, Aconoidasida, Haemosporida, Plasmodiidae. The annotation marks the transcript as partial.